Capronia coronata CBS 617.96 is the source of this 423-nucleotide messenger RNA. RefSeq lists its product as uncharacterized. The transcript has 2 exons. Bases 1 to 423 code for a protein of 140 amino acids. Lineage: Eukaryota; Fungi; Ascomycota; Eurotiomycetes; Chaetothyriales; Herpotrichiellaceae. The record is from RefSeq and is a predicted model, not a curated record.
AUGGCAGACAACAAUCCUCCCUCGGCGCCGAGGAAGGCAACUUCGUCCACUCCGUCGUCCUCUUCGUCUGCGAAAUAUAUCUCCUCAUCGGGACAUGUUCUUGAAACACCUCCCUUGACCGCCCGCAUCUCCCGCCUCUCCGACUCAAUCUACAAUUUCCUCGGCCUGUACAUCGUCUCACUGUUCAGUCUGGAUCCGUACACGGCCGCGCAGAAUUCGCAGUUCAAUACGCGCGCCAAGGGGCCGAAUACGUACCAGGAACGCCCGAGGUGGGGUGCUAAUCGAUCUGGGACUGGUGGUGGCGGCGUCGGUGGGAUCGGAAGAGGUGGGAAUACUGGAACUGGAACUGGAAGCGGCGCUGGAGGUAGACGGUUCGGUGGGAUCGAUGAUGUUCGUGGGCCAGAGUGUGGGAGUUGUGGAUGA